This is a messenger RNA of Penicillium alfredii, 4305 nucleotides long. Its product is annotated as ubiquitin-binding TORC1 subunit KOG1. Lineage: Eukaryota; Fungi; Ascomycota; Eurotiomycetes; Eurotiales; Aspergillaceae. The record is from RefSeq and is a predicted model, not a curated record. Gene Ontology annotation, biological process: cellular response to amino acid stimulus; positive regulation of protein serine/threonine kinase activity; cellular response to starvation. Gene Ontology annotation, cellular component: TORC1 complex; cytoplasm. Gene Ontology annotation, molecular function: protein binding; protein-macromolecule adaptor activity. Bases 1 to 4305 code for a protein of 1434 amino acids. The transcript has 6 exons.
AUGAGGGAUCCUGCCGCAGAUAUGGAACAAAAUCCCCAGCAACCAACGGCCAAUGGGUCAACUGAACCCCGCCGAAACGCGAACAAAUCAGUUCGAGUCGCGUUUGGCCCUGAUCUGGAAACCGCCAUUCCCACCCGCGAUCGAUCGCCGGUUCCCAUGACUGGCCAUCACCGUUCAUUCACAACGGUCGAGCAAAAACAGCCAUCGCUUGCGCCAUCCGGACGUCCGACAAGCUCUUCUGGUGGAGAUAAUAAUGCAGCUAUCGCGGAGUCUCCGCCGCGUCGACCAUCCCCGCGCCGAUCAGAGAGCAGCCGACCAGCGAUGCUCAAGAGAGCCAAAAGUGACUAUGGCCCGAGCCGAGUGACCUUCGAUAAGCCUUUCGCCGCUGACGAAGAGGAAGACUUUGCCAUGCGACACGGAUGGCAGGAGGAAUACACUUCCAGCGAGUAUCUCAAGAUUCUCCACUCGAACUUUUACAUGUACUUCACAGAGAAACGUCAUGAAACAAACGGUGUCCCUAGAGACCCAGUGGGGAGCUGGCCUAGCCAGGACUGGCGCAUGAAGGACCGAUUGAAGACUACCAACCCGACCUCGAAGCUUGAAUGCUGGGUUGAUCCAACUUCCACUACGGGCGGCGGCCAGAACAAGAUCAUGGAGCAAAUCGGGAAGAAGCUGCAAGAACAGUAUGAGACCCUGAGUCUACGGACAAGGUACAAGCAGUACCUAGAUCCGUCUGUAGAUGAAACCAAGAAAUUCUGCAUCUCAUUGCGCCGGAAUGCCAAAGACGAGCGCGUGUUGCUUCACUACAACGGUCACGGGGUUCCAUUGCCCACUCAGUCGGGUGAGAUUUGGGUCUUCAACAAGAACUACACGCAGUAUAUCCCGGUGCCGCUCUACGAUCUGCAGUCCUGGCUCGCGGGGCCAAGUCUUUUUGUCUUCGACGUCUCACACGCAGGGAAUAUUGUUCAGAAUUUCCAUACGUUCGUGGAAAAACAUGAGAAAGAAAACCUCGAAGUGAAGAAGCGAGAUCCAAACGCCAUUGUGCAGAACUAUGGUGACUGUAUCCUUCUGGCAGCGUGCCAAAAAACCGAGUCCCUUCCGACCAAUCCUGAUCUUCCCGCCGAUCUCUUCACCUGCUGUUUGACUACUCCCAUUGAUAUUGCGCUGCGGUUCUUUAUCCUGCAGAAUCCGCUACGGACAGACAUCUCCGUGGAUGAUUUCCGAGUACCUGGUCGCUUGCAGGAUCGACGCAGUCCUCUGGGAGAGUUGAACUGGAUCUUCACUGCCAUCACCGAUACCAUUGCCUGGAAUACCUUGCCUCGGGCAUUGUUCAAGAAGCUCUUCCGACAGGAUUUAAUGGUGGCCGCCUUGUUUCGCAACUUCCUCCUCAGCGAGCGCAUCAUGCGCACGUACAAAUGCCACCCAAUUUCUUCGCCCAAGCUUCCGGAGACUCACCAUCACCCACUGUGGAAGAGUUGGGAUCUUGCAGUGGAGAUGGUACUGUCGCAGCUCCCUGCUCUCAUUGACCACGAGGAAGGUCGUCGUCAGUAUGAGUACCAGCACUCUACUUUCUUCGCUGAACAGCUUACUGCCUUUGAGGUUUACCUGUCAUCUGGUCCCACCGAGAAGAACCCUCCAGAUCAACUACCCAUUGUCCUGCAGGUUCUUCUCAGUCAGGCACACCGAUUGCGGGCGUUGAUUCUGCUGAGCAAAUUCCUCGACCUGGGGCCGUGGGCUGUCCAUCUUGCUCUGAGCAUUGGAAUCUUCCCCUACGUUGUGAAACUACUGCAGUCAGCUGCCCAGGAGUUGAAACCCGUCAUGGUCUUCAUCUGGGCAAGAAUCAUGGCAGUUGAUCACACCGUUCAAAACGACUUGUUGAAAGACAACGGCAUUCACUAUUUCAUUUCAAUCCUCAACCCUUCAUCACCAAUUCCCGUGGGAAAUGCCAGCGAACACCGAGCCAUGUGUGCCUUUAUUGUUUCCAUAUUCUGCAAAAACUAUCCCCAGGGCCAAAAUGUGUGUCUGUCCGGGGAGCUCUUCGAUUCGUGUCUGAGGCAUCUGGGUGAUGUGGAGAAUCCCCUGCUGCGACAGUGGUCCUGCCUAUGCCUCAGCAUGCUGUGGUCUGAUUUCCCGGAGGCCAAAUGGAUGGGAAUCCGAUGCGCCGCCCCUGCGAGACUCUGCGAAUUGAACUUUGAUCCCGUCCCCGAAGUUCGUACCGCGAUGUUGCAUGCCGUGACCACGUUUUUGGGUAUUCCGGACCUGACGGAUCAAGUCGCACAGAUCGAGGAGUCGUUGGCUCUGGCAGUCUUGCCCAUGUCGGCGGAUGGAAGUAUCAUCGUAAGAAAGGAGCUCCUUGUUUUCUUCUCAACCUUUGUCAAACGCCACCAGAACAAGUUUUUGGUCGCUGCGUAUGAAGAACUUCAGGAAGAAAAGCGAUCUCUCCUUCAUCGCUUCGAGAGCGAAACGUCACAGACAAGUCAUCCAGAGGGACAGGAGGACUCGAAAUCGCAUCAGUUGUCUCGCAACACCACCUUCGGGACCAUCUGGAAGCAGCUUUUGAUUCUUUCCGUUGAUCCCCACCCAGACAUCGCUCAAGAUGCCGGUGUCAUCGUCGACUACAUCCACCUCGCUCUCUUGGAAUCCCCCAUGGCUCCUCUUACUGACAAGAUCAGAAAUGAAAUCCUCGAACUCACAGGCCACACGUCACAAACAUUGCAAGUAUACGAGCGGGCUGAACCGAAGAAAUCAGCACCGCCAACACCCCCGUCCUCAGCAGCUGCACCCCCCAAGUCAGAAGGAUAUCUGUCGCUUGGUUUCCGGCGCACUGCCAGUGUGGCGGCCUCCCUCAAGAACCUUGCAUUUGGCAACUCGGCAUCCGGUGACCAGUGGUUAGAAAGCUCGAACCCCCCCUCGCCUUCGAAGAGUCGAAUGCCCAUUACCCCACGCGGCCGUGCUCCUCCAGAAUGGACACGACCACCUGAAGUGAACGACCAUGUUGCUCCUGCAACCUCAUAUCACCAAGCUCCAACUCCUACCUCCCGCAAUUUUCAACCUAGGGACCCUGACGUGGCACCGAUCAUUCCCUUGAAGAGCAGGUUCCUGGACUGGUCCACAGAGGUAAUCUCGGUUCCCCUUUCCAAAAUGACAAAGUCAUGCGACGACAUAUUGGGACAUUUGCUCACCCCUGGAAAGUAUUUCCGAGAACCGCAGAUGAAACCGAACGAGCCCGAUGAGCCUGGAAGCUCGGACUACAACGAACGUCUCUGGAGACGCGGUCGCAAUGAGAAGAUCAUCACGGAAACCCAGCCACUGAAAGGAAAGGCGGGCACAAGUCGCUGGGACAAUUCAGCAACACUGCUGUCGAAUAAUAGUCAACCCCUCAAAAUGUGCUUCCAUCAAUUUGAGGAUCAUAUUGCCGUUGCGGAUGAUCGGGAUACCAUCAGGAUUUGGGAUUGGCAGGCUCAUAAACGUCUCAACCAAUUCUCGAAUGGCAAUCCAGCCGGGUCGAAAAUCAAUGAAGUUCGGUACAUCAAUGAAGAUGAUCAGGCACUGCUGAUGACUGGAUCCUCCGACGGUGUUCUCAAGCUCUUCCGUCAUUACGAGUCUGUCCAGGAUAUUGAGGUUGUCACAGCUUUCCGCGCAUUGCCUGAACUUAUCCCGAGCAAUCGGAAUGCGGGCCUUGUGUUUGACUGGCAGCAGGGUCAAGGCAAAGCAUUAGUUGCAGGUGAUGUGAAGGUGAUCCGAGUCUGGAACGCGGCCACUGAAGUCUGCACCAACGAUAUCCCCGCCCGAUCUGGCUCCUGCAUCACGUCGUUGACCUCGGAUCAGGUCGCUGGUAACAUCUUUGUCGCAGGUUUUGGCGAUGGAGCGGUCCGAGUGUUUGACCAGCGCCUGAAACCCACCACGUCCAUGGUUAAGGUCUGGCGUGAGCACAAGCAGUGGAUCACCAAUGUCCAUAUGCAGCGCGGUGGCCUGCGAGAACUAGUCUCGGGCAGUCGCAAUGGCGAGGUCCGACUGUGGGAUCUUCGCAUGGAUGACCCGAUUUCCACAAUUUAUGCCACCAAAGAUACCCUGCGGACAUUGAGCAUGCACGAACAUGCUCCUGUUUUCAGCAUGGGCACCAACCGCCACGAGGUCAAGACCUUCAACGUCGAUGGUAGCUACCUUUCCACCUUUGAGCCCUACUCGAGCUUCCUUCAUCACAACCGUUCUUCCCCUAUUGCCAGCACUACCUUCCACCCGCACCGCACUAUGCUUGCUUGCGCUGCAUUGAAUGACCACCAUGUCAAUAUUGUGCACUGCUAG